Messenger RNA from Triticum aestivum (bread wheat), 1644 nucleotides. RefSeq names its product interactor of constitutive active ROPs 1-like. Bases 476 to 1411 code for a protein of 311 amino acids. The record is from RefSeq and is a predicted model, not a curated record. Lineage: Eukaryota; Viridiplantae; Streptophyta; Magnoliopsida; Poales; Poaceae. The transcript has 2 exons.
GUUCAAGCUAUAGCUUGUUUCGACAGAGAGAAACUCCCGGUUGGUUCCGAUGCUCGGGCGCGCGGGGGCCGCCAAGAAGGCGAGCAAGUUCGAGGACUCGGACAGCAGCAGCCGCAUUUCACGGCCCAGGGCCAUGUCCGAGCUGCCGCACCGGCUCGCCACUCGCGUGCCAACGCGCCCGAGGACGGCGACGGUGGCCGUGGGCGCGGAGGCGAGUGGCGGCGCGCGUCACCGUGGUGCCGGCGUCGGCCGAGGGGCGGCGCCCCGCAGCCCACUGCACGAGGCAAGCAUGUUCUCCCGCGCGAACUGAUCACUGCAUUUAAACCCUGUACGUACAGCUAGACAUGACACCUGACUUGAUACAACUUUGCAGAAGAAACCCGCAGAUGCGAUCGCUGGUGGUGGCGGUGGUGCAGGGCCGCGGGCGGCGGAGCUGGAGGCCAAGCUGGGGAGGGCGCACGACCAGCUGGCGGCCAUGCGGGAGCAGCUCGCAGCCGCCGAGAAGGCCAGGAAGGACGCGCGCGGCGCCUUCGCCGAGGCCAAGAAGCGGUUCGCCGCGAACGCAAAGAAGAGGGAAGCCGCCGCUCCGGCGCCGGUCGAACAGGAUACCAAUGUGCGGCCGCCAGAACAGAGGCAGCAGGAAGAGGAGGCAGAAGUUGUCGCGGACGACGUUGCAAAUGGUGACGGCGAGGAGAGAAGAGGCAUGGUCGACCCCGAGCACAAUGAGUCCCGGGUUGAGGAGGUGGCCGAGAAGACGACUGAUAAUGGCCAUGAGGUGAGCAACAGUAUUGCCGUCGUUGGAGACGACGGUGGUGGCAACGAGGGAAACCCGGAGGCCGACCAGCUGUGGAGCAAGCUUGUGGCGAAAGACAGGGAGGUGUACGAGCUGAGGGCGAAGCUGAUGCUGAAGGACAUGGAGGUCGACGAGCUGAGAUUGGAGCUGACGGCGAAGGACGCGAACAUCGGCAUGCUGACGGCAGAGCUGGUCGCAAAGGAUGCCGAGUUCGCCGCUCUCAGAGCCGAGAACGCCGAGCUCACGAAGACGGCCUCCGACGCCGCCGAUGCCGGCAGGAAGACGACGGCCGCGAAGGCGAGGGAAGCCGAGCGCGCGCUGAUGGACAGCGCGGCGCGGGAGUCCCGGCUAGCCGAGCGACUGAGGGAGUCGGAGCGUGCGCGGGAGGCGCUGGAGGCCGAGGCGCGCCGCAUCCGCGUCCAGAGCGAGCAGUGGCGCAAGGCGGCCGAGGAGGCCGCGGCGGUGCUCGGCGGCGCGGGUCACCACGUUGGCGCGGAGGAGACGGACGAGGACAAGCAGCGGGACGCGGGAGACGGGGGCUCCGGUGGGAAGAGGAAGCCGGCCGGCGGCGCCGUGCGGCUGCUCGCCGACCUGUGGAAGAAGAGGGCGUCCAAGUGAUCGGAAAGUACGUGCCGGGCGCGGUCGAUCGUGCCGCACUGCGCGCGCGCGCGCAUGGGAAUUUGCUGAUGCGCUCGAUCGAUCGGGUGCCUCUCCAGCUGUAACUAGAUAACGUGCACGUAGUACGUGUUUGUUUACCGUUCACAGUUUUCUUUAGAUGAUUUAUUACUGUUGUUUUUUGUUGCGUGUUCGCUGUACCGUGCCACUAUUAUUCCGAGCCGCGAGACGCUGAU